Molecule: messenger RNA, 7887 nt
Organism: Harpegnathos saltator (Jerdon's jumping ant)
Lineage: Eukaryota; Metazoa; Arthropoda; Insecta; Hymenoptera; Formicidae
Gene: MESR4
Product: misexpression suppressor of ras 4
Exons: 2
Coding region: 514-6249 (1911 amino acids)
Source: RefSeq, a predicted model, not a curated record
GAUGCCGCCGCAUUGCCGUUCGAGGUUUCACGCGACGGCCCUGAGCAGACGAGAGACUGCGAGACGCUUGCAUUUAUACUGCUCCGUCGACGUUGGUCGCACAUUCCCGCGUCAAAUUCACCAGCGCAACAGUAGUUGGGACAACAACGACAGCGACAACCUCGUGAUCGUCAACGUGCAACGAAACCACCGCCUGAUCUCACGCUCACCGUGGCCGACUUCGUGGACUAACCUAGCGGUAGCUCUCUCUCAGGACGAGCCGCGGCGUAGUCGCUAUGACAAAAGGUGGCAUCACUGGGGAUGUGUUGGAAGCACGGACGAUGUAGCGCUCAUUGAUAUGACGCCAUUUUACUAACCUUUUCCGUGCAGCGCGCACCGCGACCAGCUCCUCUCGUAGGCGCCGAAAUACUCCGUGUUCACGCAUCGUUACAGUGCAUGCGGCCGAAGGCGUCGCAGCUUGUGUACAGCUCUACGUUCUGCGGAAAGUAACGUACUGUAGCAGUCUGUACUAUUAUGGAAGAUGAGGAUGGGGAAAGUAGAAGUACGGAUAUGUGGCCUAUCUUGGGAGAGCGAGUCUGUGAACCCAAAUUGGGCAAUUCAUUGAAACAUUCCAAUGAUGGUGAAGGUUAUACGGAUGGAGUCGGAGAUGACAAGCAGUUGCAGGGACACUACAGUCCAGUUGUAACAAAGGAUUCAUCAAGUACGAGUAAGAGUACCAGUACAGGGCCAAGACUCACAUUCAAGGGUUUCAAGAAGCGCUUCUUAGCCGAAGCACGGGAACUCCACAGUGCAGUGUUGAGGAACAGUGCACUAGAACAGCAACAGUUACCGCGCUCUAAUGCCUCGACGAAAAGUGGUGGCAAGGAGAGGCGGGCAGAGGGAAAGCAUAAGAUAACCGAGUAUUUGGGCCUUCAGCCUUCCUCGCGGCACAAGUGCUCCAAGUGCCACGGCUGGCUAAAUUGUGGUCCUAAUUCGAAGCAGAAUCUCUGUGUGUGCAGUCCCAGCAUGACGCCGAUGCCCAGCACCUCCGAGUCGGCGUCGUUGCCACACGCUUCCAGCAACUUCAAGAUCACGAGAAAGGUGUACCUUUGCGCGGCAUGCGGCACAUACUUUGAAAAUUGGAACUUGUUUCUUCAUAUGAGAGACAUACACAAGCGGCACAUAUGCCUUUUUUGCUUGGGCAUGUUCGGCCAGGCGGAGAGGCUGCUGCAUCACUUGUCGAAGAAGCACAAUGUUCCCGACCUAGAAUUCGCCUCGGAGGACGAGUUCUACAGCGUUUUCAAGGGAUCGUGUUACUUGGUGUGCUGCAGCUGUGAGAGGAUCUUCUCGGAGACCGACAAUUUUUACAAUCACUUCUGUUCACCGACCUUCAAGCAGGAUGCGACUGCCGGCAUGUCGGUGUGCACUCUGUGCAGGCAAACUGGCACGCACGCGAGUACCUGUAAUUUCGCACUAUCGUCAGACGCGGACAGAGGAUCGUAUACCCCGAGCACACCGGUACCGACCGCCACUGAUUCGACGCGCGUGGAAGAUUCGUCGCCAGCGGCUGCUGUCCCAUCAGCGGAGAAAAUCCUGAAUCUCGGUGGCAAAGGGCUGCCGAGAAAAGCAGUGAAGAACAAUAGGAGCAAACUCGGUGCGGAAUUAAUACAGAAUUCGCACCAGCUCAAGUUAAAUGCGCUGACGAGAAAGUUCGGCGCGAGGGGACGAUGCAACAAGAGCCAAUCGCUCUGCGAGUCCGACAUGCCCAAGGAGGUCGUCAACAACCUAACCAGAGACACGGUCUCUGAAACAAUAAUGGAGGUAUCUAGGUACACGGGCAGCUCGUCCGACGAGAACGACGAGAACGACGAACAGGCGAUGAACAAAGACGUCAGUCGAGACAAGGGGUCGGACGAGAAGUCCCCGGCGCAGAAUCACCAGCUCGACUGCAAUGAGCCUUACGACAGCGUGACGGAGACCAUCAUGGAGGUAUCUCGCUGCACGAGCGACACCGACGAGGAGGAUACGACUCCGAGGGAGCUUCCUCCGACGUACACUCCGGACACGCGUUCGGUGCAUGCGACCGAGAAGACUAAUGACGACGAGAUGAAUAUAAGCGAUGGAAGCGAUGCUGAUUCGACGCAUCAAUUGGCCAACUCGAGCGCGCCUAGUCCGGUGCGCUGGGAAUCCGAAGAAACUGCUGUGACGGCAGACACGAAGACGAAUGUCGCUUCGUAUGAGCUCGAGGCGGAGUCUGAACUUCGGCCGUACGAGAGUCCGCAAAACGCACGGAGUCAGAGUCCUGUCAAUCGAUCUUUAUUCAGCCCUCGUCACGAGUCGCAUACGUCGGAGCCGCAAGCCAAAGAGAGAGAAAGCUCGAGGGACGACUUUAGCAAGGAAGAUCCAGAAAAAGAGAAGCCUGCGGCGACGAGCGUCGGCGAAUCUCAGUUGUCGGUCUCGUUCAACGCCGUACCUUCUUCCGACAGGAGUCUGGUUAUCAAGAUCUGCACCAACAGGAACUCGCAAUUCAGCGUCACCAGCUCAACUGCCGUGAGCCGGGGUUCCGAGGAGAACAAUAAUGCGGAGGGCUCCACUACAUCAAAGGAGAAGCUCGCGAACGGCUCAGACAGGGAGAAGGACGUUGUAGGCGAUGACCAAACGAACGAUCUGGACGACAGCGAUUCCGACAGUGACAAACUCGCGGUGGUAGACAGCAAUCCGGAGGAGGAUGAUGAAGGUGAAGAAGGAGAAGAAGCCGAAGAGGCCGACGAAGUCGAAGACAAAUGCGACGAUACAAUACAGAUCGGUAGUCAAGAACACAGCGGAGACAUCGGGAGUGGAAUAUUCGACGUGACGGAGACCGACGUACUGAGCGGCGACGCGACAGAGAAGCUCGACAACAACGGGACUGAGGGGACUGACGGUGCGAAAGUAACGAACGACCACGACACGAGCAACGACGACGGCAUAGCGUUAGCCGGGGAAGACGCACCUUGUAUGGACUUGAACGUCGACGGGACUCUGGACAGCAUAGAAUUGGACGAACUGCUGAAGCGCUGCAUCGAGGCAGCCAGUCCGAUCUGCGUGUAUUGCAACCACGCGCGCUGCAUAGCUGUGAACGGCAAGCAACUGGGCCUGCAUAUGUUGGCGGAGCACAAGUUUCAACCGCAGCAUCCCGCGAUAAUCAUCCACGCGGAGCAGUUCACCGCGCGGGUGAAGCGUUCCUUGGACGAGCUCGAACCACGUUACUUCAAUCUCAACACGUACGACAGCGUGAAGGGCACAUAUAAUGUGCCGCAGGUGAGGAUGUAUGAGUGUUUCCAUUGCAGAUUCCACUCGCCGAUCCACAAGGAGCUGUAUUUGCACAACCGGAAGAUGCAUCAGAAGACUAUCCUGAUUUGCAUCAUGUGCAAGUCGACCUUCUACAGUUACAGCGAGCUCCUAUGCCACCUGUGUCCAGGCGUUUACUCGCCUAAUAUGAAUCUUCGCUAUCGAUGCUGCUUAUGCUCAGUGAACAGCCUGCCGUCGUCGUUCCGGCUGAUGGUGCACCUGCGCAAGCAACACCACGCCUGCGACGUCUGUCUGGAGUCUACCGGCAAUCAGCAGCGGCUGUCGAAUCAUGUGUGGAAGCACAAACUCCAUCACCUGUGCUACCGCUGCGGCAUCGCGUAUCGCAACAAACCGGACAUCACUAAGCAUCUGUUCUGGAAGCACGGUACCGAGAGCGUUCUCUGUAGGAAGUGUGUGCAGAAGAAGUGGCCGUACAUCUAUCACUUCUGCAUACCGCCCGCUGAGUUCAAGUGCGACGAAUGUGAAUGCAAAUUCAAGCGCGCGGUCGCCCUCAAGGUACACAAGAGGCUGCACUCCACAAACCUGCCAUACGGUUGCGACGAGUGCUCGGAACGUUUUAUAUCGCGCAAGCUCUUAGCCAAGCACCAAGCGAGUCACAGGGAGCCCGAGCCGCAAGACGUCGACGUGAACGUUACGGACGUGGAUGAUCGUCCGCCAACGGACAGAUUGGAUGAGAAAUCGGACAAGGACAAAACUCAAACGGGGAACGAAGGCGCGAGCGCGGGAGCGGCGCUGGAGAGCGUCAAAGACGCGAAAGAGGCUGUGAAGAGGGUGGUAGACGUUUACGACCUGCCACCGCUCAAUCUAUCGUCUGAGAGUGACACGGACAAUGAGGAGGAGAAGGUUAGCGCCGCGGAAAAGUCAGCGGAAAAGGAGAAAAUUGCAACAGAGAACGAGAAGACCGAGAAGAGCGGGGAAACGGUCGAGGAGGUGGCUGUUGAUGGCAAUGCCGCGCUGGUCAACGAUAUUGUUGACGUAGAGCGGAACGAGGAAGAGAAGAAACAGGAGGAACGCAUCAUGGACGGUAUAUGGGACAAUUUCAAGACAUACGCUGCGAGUCUGGAAAUGAAGGAUUCCACCCAGAGCUUCGCGUUAAAGGAGAAUUCGCCUGAACCGGAUCCGGCGUACCUCAAGAGCAUCGUCUUGGCCGAUCACGAUUAUUGCGUCGUGUGGUCCAACAACGGGGACCAAGUGGCGACUUCCAAGGAAGACGACGGGAAGGAGGAACAGGAUGACGUCAAGUCUCGCAAGAGCCCGUCGCCUGGCGGCAGCCCGAGCCACAAUGCCAGCUGUGAGAGCGAUGCGACCAAGCGCGCGAAGGUAAAGUCUCCCAAGAAGAAGAAGCGCAGCGGUAGCACGUCGUCCAGCGACUCGUCGAGCGACACCGAUUCCAGCAGCUGUUCUUGCGGCACUAAUUGCAGCUGCAGCAGCUCCUCGUCCGGCAGCUCGUCCAGUUCCAGCAGUAGCUCUGACUCCGACAGUUCGACGUCCGAGAGCUCGCCCAAGAAGCAAUCCAGUCGUCGUGAACGCGGCAAGAAGGAGAAGGAAAAUGCCCGGGAGAACAAAUCGGACUCGGUCGAGCCGGAGAACAACAAACCGGAAGAGGUCGCAAUAGAGAACGGUAUCGUGACGGUGGACGACGUGGUAACGAAUGAGCCGGCCUUACCGUUGAUGCGGGAGUCCGACCUGGAGACCGAUGAGACCGUGACGGACGAGGACUUCUACGACGAGCACCCGCAGCAGCUCGCUAAUACGAAACGCAAUCAACUGAUGCUGUUGGCCACCGUCUCGACGUCAGUGGAGCAAUGCUCCACGCAGCUGAACAACGGUGUUGCAGAAGUCACAGCAGAGAGCACGACGUUGCACAAGCCGAUCACGAUGGCUGUCGAGGAGCGGCCACAGCAGAAGAGGAAGACGAAGACGAAAAAACGACGAAAAGGCGAGAGAACUAAUAAGCGCAACACCACCGCCGCCGCCACCACGAGUACCAUGGAGUCGAUUAAAUUGAACAUUCCUAAAGCGUACUACCAGAAGAACCCAGCUUUCGCCGCGUCCUCGCCAGCGAUGUUGCCGACGUUGAAUCCGAGCAGGUCUUCGACACCGAAUCUACCAGUGUGUAAUGAUCUUCACGGUGUCGGUGGUGCCCUUAGUGGCGGUACCAGCAGCAGUACGAUGGAGAUGCUGCAGACACCAGUGGUAGGUGGCGUCACUGCACCGAUGUAUCCGAGUAUGCAGAACGUAGGUGGCAACGGCUCGGAGACGGAGAACAAGAGGUCCUCUAAGAGGAAACGCGUGCCGAAGCGCUUCUACGGUGACUCGAGCGACGACGAGCCACAGGAGAAGCAGCAGGUAGCGCACAAGUGGACGCGGAAGACCGCUGAGACCGUCGUGCCGGCUUUCGCGCCACCACCGGUGCCGGUAGCUGCACCGCUCUCGAUGACGACUUCCACACCAAUGGCGAACCCAAAAUCGAUGCCGCCUUCGAGAUUAUCGUUUGGCGGUAAAAUGACACAGCAAGCGUACAGGCCCGGUCAGAUGGAAAGCCAGCAGCAGGCGUUACCGGUCACACUGGCGUCUGCUACUGAGUCCGAGGGUGCCGCGGAGACGAGUAGCGACAGCAGUGAGUCUGAGACGGAGGUGGACGAUUCCGUGAGUCACAGGAGGACCUAUAACGACCUGCCGCCGGCUAGCGAGACAGCACCAGCUGCUACCGAACGACCGGUCAAGAUCUACUGCUAUUGUCGAUGUCCGUACGACGAGGUGUCGGAGAUGAUAGCCUGCGACGGCGAGGACUGUCGUAUCGAGUGGUUCCACUUCGAGUGUGUCGGUAUAAUGGUGCCGCCCAAGGGCAAGUGGUACUGCCCGGACUGUCGGAGGAAGCACAAUAUCACACAGAACAAUGACGAGUACUGCGAUUGAUAGUUUUGUUGGGCGCGAGCGCGCGAGCCGAUGAUGAUGGCGUUGUUGGUGAUGAUGAUCGUGGUCUUGGGUCUAAUCACUAACCACUCUGUGUUACCAAAUUCGACCGAUCGGAGUUGCUCUUCGAGACAUAUUGCUAGCGAGUUGUUUCCCUUCUUUGUUUCCUUUCUUUCUUUCUUUCUUUUUUUUUUCUUUUUUUUUAAGCGAAGAGAGACGCUCUGUACCGUUCCAUCGUUGAUAUUUUUCUUAAGUCUCAUGCAGGAGAGAAAGAGAGAGUGUGUAUGUGUGUGUGUAUGCGCACGCGCGUGUAUAUGUAUGCGGUUUGUAUAUAUUUGUAAAUAUGUCCUAGAAUUUUUAAGAAUGAAAUCAGUUUUUUGUGUACAUUUCUUUGUACUUCUUGCAACACAGCGCCAUGUAUAAAUACGUCGCGUAGGUAGAUGAAAUAGAUAGGUAGGUAGAAGUAAAUAGAUCAGGUACGUGAAAGUCGUACGUGAGAGCCUAGCUUCGCGAGGGCAGGGCUGUGUUUUACGAUUUGGAAUAUUCAUCAGUACGUUACUGAUUGCGAUCAUGAUUGUUCGCGCUCGAGCAAUCUCGCAUAUUUCUUUAUCAACCUAAAAAAAAAAGGAAAACAGCACGAAAGUGUCUAAUAAAUCCGGUUCUACUUCCUCGAACCGCGGACACAGUCUUGUCGUUUCUUUUUUUCUUUUUUAUCACUAUUAAACUAUUUUUAUCACUAUUAAACUAUUCUAAAUUUUUAAAUCGUAGACUCGUUAAGUUUGCACCACGUUCUCUACUUGACUAGUGGUUUUCUUUAGUGAGACGUUGUUUUGGACCAUCAAUUUUGAACGCUUCCUUAAAUCGAUGUACCUUUUGAGGGGCGAAUCUUUUCUUUCUUCUAGUCUGUAUCUCAUAUUGUCGAAGAUAAGAUGAUAUUCUUUCAGCAAUUGCAAACAGCCCUUUGACUAACGGACAAUUCUGUGCCACAUUGAAAAUCCGAGCAAUAGUGUAAUAGUUCAUAGCCGCCGUGACUAAUUUUUCUUAUAACGUAUCAGCAAUGAAAAAGUUCCAAGUAAAUUGGUAAGAAGAUGAGCAAAUAUUUGAAUAUUAAUAUCAAUAUCAAUUAUAAUCAAUUGAUAAAACGAUCUCGUAUAUAUAGGUAUAUGUAUGUACAUGAAUACGUACGAAUAUAUCUAUAUGUACAUUGAUAUCAACGCGCGGCAGUCACAAGUUACAGGAACAGCGUAUUUAAAAUUUAACAAAUAUCCAUCGAGCAGUAUUACGGAGACGAGGAUGUAAGAAAUGCGAUCCGUCGUACUCUUACAUCUUAUUCAUUCGAAUUUCGUUGUACCAUUCUUUAUAUCUUUUUACAUUAAUUAAAAGAAUGGACAACGAACGAACACGAACGUCAACGGCAUUUUCGCCCUAGCGUUUCUUCCUAUCGCUUCUCUUAAUCUUAAUCUAAACUCCAAAGGAAAAACUCUCGAAGUUUGUUAUUAUUUUUAUUUCUGUAAAUUGCUUGCGUUCAUAAUGCAGCUCGUUACAACGGUACGACACAGCUAUAAACGACGCCUCUUAGAGUACCGAUACUACAAAGUAACUGUCACGCUGAUUCCUCAAUUGUCAGCCCUAUAGUUUCCU